Molecule: messenger RNA, 1811 nt
Organism: Ectocarpus siliculosus
Lineage: Eukaryota; Phaeophyceae; Ectocarpales; Ectocarpaceae
Source: the annotation of a GenBank genome assembly
CACCCGGCGGUUCUACUGCAAGCGGCUGUUACCGCGAUAGGGAGAUAUUGGAGGGAGGGAACGGAGAACGCGAGAGCCAAAAGCCAAGCACUCCUCAGUGCUCUGCAACUAGACCAAGUACCCGGACAGGUUUUUGGGGACCAGCUCGCACGCUUGCUUUCCAGAGCAAGUAUGGAUUUGUGGAUCAACAAGAGUCUCUACAGCAGUACUGCUGUAUGGAUAGCGUUGCACAUCAACCCAGAGCACUGUCUACAGUAACAGGCACAGCAGGGGAAAUCCAGCUUGGCAGCGUGGAGGGAGGAGGUGAAGGAAAUGGCGCAUCGAGGUACACUUUCACCCCGUUGGCAAGGGGCUUCCUCUGUCCGGUCCAGGGGGGCUGAUGUACCUGAUAAGGAGAAGGAGAUUCUUGCAGACCCGGAGCGCUCGGGCCCGGUUCACGCCAUUCGGGCUCGAGCUCCAAGCAGCUACCGCUACAUCUUUCUCGCCACGCUUGAAGGGGCCUUGUCGGCUUCUUCUUUUCGUUCUUCAUGCGCCGUCGCUGUGCCGAUAUUUAGCGCCUUCCCUCUCCACAACCCCGCCGAGGAGGCGUUGCUUCCAGCAUCAGCAUCAGCUUUCGCCGUUGCUGGAGCAGUGCGUUCCGGCGCCGCGCUAGCCCUGGGGACGCCUUUCUUUCUGUUGGCAGCACGGUGCGCUAUUCUCGCCCUGAACCGCGUGAGGAUUCCAGCGGUGCAGAGGCUACAGCUACAGCAACCCAGGCUGGGAUUUCCCCUGCCCACUGGAGUGGACGAGAACGUUGCGGUGGACCUGUACGUUAUCGGCUUGUCAGCGGCGGUGUUGGGCGGGUGUGUACCGGCGCUCGAGAUGGCGGGAACCUUCUUGGGGGAUGCUCUCAAGGGAAGGUCACCUGUGUGGGUCGUUUUGGCCUUCUUGGUGUUGAUUCCAGUGACAUAUCUGGCCCUGGGCGCGUGGCUAAACCUUAGCUCGCCAGGUGAAGGGUUCAUCGCCCGCACGAGGCCCACUACAGCGAUGUGGGGGCUGUGCGCAGCGGGGCACGUUAUUCUGCUAGCCGCGUGCUUUUAUUCUCCGGACGUGUCGAGAACUUUGGGCUUUUUGCUUGGACUGGUGCACAUCGUGAGGACGCUGCUCCCCGCGUUUGCUUAUCCUGCGGGCUCGGGGUCUGCGGCGUGCGAAGAAGACGACAUGAGUGCAUCGGUGCACCUCUGAUUGUGCAGGUUUUUUUCAUUGGAAUGGUAUACUUGGUUGGUAACGCGGGAACCCUCGAGCUUGCUGGCUGAGACGUUGGGAUGACAAGAAAAUAAGCUACUAAUAGAUGUAGCAUACAAUGGUUGAACUUCUUUAUUGCCGGUAGUUUGGGGAGGACACAAAAGAGCGAUACAUCGCACACGUGUCAUAUUUUCUGUUAUAUAGUAGGUCCAUGUCGUCGCUUAGUUCUUUGUGGUGCGGGUAUGGCUUAACCUGUGCAGAUGCACACCCUGUUGCGCGUAGCGGGGUCCCUUGUUGUUAUCCUUGGCUCUCACUUUGCGCAGAACUCUAUACGACCACUGGUUUACCGAGCAGUGCGCUAGACUAAUGUUGUAUGUAACGCUCUGGUGCGGUUUCUCCAAGAGUUUUUAAUGUACAAUGUAUGCUGUAUUUUUAAAUUUUGGCUAAGUAGGAUCAAGCGUAGACUAACUCUUCUCGUUCCCCACCUAUCUUGGGCAGGAGAAAGGGCCGGAGGAGGGUAAUCUGGAGGUGAAAGCAAACCACCAGCGUGUAUGGCAAACGGAUCGACGCGUUGCGUGCGGUGUUUU